Molecule: messenger RNA, 3085 nt
Organism: Callithrix jacchus (white-tufted-ear marmoset)
Lineage: Eukaryota; Metazoa; Chordata; Mammalia; Primates; Cebidae
Source: RefSeq, a predicted model, not a curated record
AUGGGAUCGAAGAACCGAAAGAAGAUUCUCGGUGUUGCCUCUGAGCAUCUGACUAUAGCCCUGCUGACCGGAGAUCUGGCAUCCCUGCAGCCUCCUUAUGACGAGCUGCUACCUGCCAACGGCUUCCCCAGGCCAAGGCCCGGCAUCUGCCUGCACCAGGCCCCUCCGGGCCCAGACUCCACCUUUCAGUGGACCCUCCAGGCCCAGCUCAUGGCAUCACCGUGGCCUCUGCUCAGACUCAGCUCCUGCCUCUGUGACAGCCUGUAUCCACAGGCCCCGCCCCCAGCCUCCCCAUGGCCCCAUCAGGUCAAGCCGGUGCAUCCUGGUGGUCCUCCUGGGGCCAGCAUUGGCCUGCUGACUUCCUCUCUGGGCCCAGGACGUCUUCAGGUAGGCCUCUCAGGGCCCAGCUCCACCUCUCGGUGGCUAUGGGCCCAACUUCCAAAUUUGCCUCGCAACAACCUCUGUGGACUCGACUCCUGUCCAGCUCCCGACAGCCUUCCUCUGGAGUCCCCGCAGCCUCCCCAGCCCCAGCUGCUGCCUGCUGACUGCUUCCGCAGGCCAAGGUCUUGGCUACCUGCAUCCUGGCUGCAUCCACAGGCCCAGCGCCUCCCUCACACUGGCCAGUUGAGGCUCAAUUUGGCCCGAAGCUUCUCAAGUGGGGUUUCUGCCUCCGUUCUGCCUACCAGUGGCCUUGACAGGCCCUGCUACCAUCUGACAUUGGCCCCUCUGGACCCAGCUCUGGAUUCUCUGCAGCCUCCCCAGCACCAGCUACUGCUUGCUGAUGGCUUCCCCACACCAAGAUCCUGCCUGCCUGCCUGCAUUCUGCCUGCAUCCACAGGCCCAGCAUCCCCCUCACAGUGGCUCAUUGGAGCCCAGCGCUUUCCUCAAAGUGGCUCAUUGGAGCCCAGCGUCCCCCUCACAGUGGCUCAUUGGAGCCCAGUGCUUUCCUUACAGUGGCUCAUUGGAGCCCAGUGCUUCCCUCACAGUGGCCCAUUGGGGCCCAGCUCAUGCCUGUGGCAAACCUCCGGACCCAGCUCUCACCUCACUCUUGCCUUGAGUCUAGGCUCAGGCGCUCCCUCGCAGGGUAUUCCUGAGCCCAGCUCGCCUAUCACAGACUCUCCCGGGCCAGCUCCUGCCUCCCGGCGGCCUGUCCAGGCCCAAAGCUUCCUCUCCAGGCCUGGCCUCCCCAGGCCCAGCUUCUGCCUGUGCCAGGCCCAUACAGGACCCAGCCUCCACCUUUCAGUGGACCCUCCAGGCCCAGCUUGUGGAAUCACCGUGGCCUCUGCUCAGGCCCAGCUCCUGCUGCUGUGGCAGCCUGUAUCCACAGACCCCGCCCCCAGUCUCUCCGUGGUCCCAUGGGGCCAAGCUGAUGCCUCCCGGUGGCCCUCCUGGGCCCAGCAUUGGCCUGCUGACAUCCUCUCGGCCCAGAACGUCUUCAGCUGCGGUAUGAAGCUGAACUUGGACUACCUGCUGGAGAUGCUUUGGGAGUACUUGGCCCUGACCUGCAUCUACACCAGGAAGAGAGGACGCAGAAUCAUGAGGCGGCAGUGUGGGUCCUCGUGUGUGGUUGAUGCUCUCCCCAUCUCGCCCUGCCGAGAGGCCGGACUUCACAGACGCCAUCAUCCUCCGGAAAGGGGCCUCAGUGGAGCACGUGUGAUCCUGCAUCCACCGGUCACUCGCCAGCCAGUUCAAGUAUGCCCUGGUGUGGUGACUUCAAUAGACUCUGCUCCAGCUGCUGUCAAAUCAGAAUCUCAUUCCUCGCCAAAAAAGGAUUCUCUUUCUUCAGAUGUCACUAGCAAACUAUUACAAAUACGCAGUCCUUCAGCUGAAAAUAAGAGACCUAAAUGGGUCCCACCAGCGGCAUCUGGAGGUAGCAGAAAUAGCAGCAGCCCACUGGCAGUAGUGUCUGUGAAGUCUCCGAAUCAGAGUCUCCGUCUUGGCUUGUCCAGAUUAGCACGAGUUAAACCUUUGCAUCCGAAUGCCACUAGCAGCUGAGUGUGGUACCAGAGGAAUGUUUGGUUGAGAGAAUUGCAGCUUUACAAGGGUGUUUAUAUUUAAUUUGUGUUUAUAUUUGGGGCAGGUAUUGUCAUAUAAAGGAAUCCAUUACCAUGUCCUAUAAAUGAUCUCUAGCUAUUUUAAGUUUAUGUUCUCUGUAAAGCUCUUCAAGCCUUCAGUGAGUUUUGUUUAUAAGAACUGUCUUCUCAUGCCUUUCCUUGUGAAAAGCAUAUUCUAUUUUUCUAUCAGUUCUACAUGAAGGAAGUCCACAUCACAUGCUGUUCUUUUCUAGUUACAUGAUGUGCCUUUCUGGCUUUAGCUAGUUUAUAGCACCUUAACUGUUCAGUUUUAUGUGGCAGAGGAAACAUUCUUAUUUUUCAGAAGACAUUUCUGAAAUCUUAUAUGCUACUGAAGCUACCUUGUCAAUUUUAUUGCAAAGGUUUUUUGUAUUUUAGCCAAAUCUUUUUAUAGUAUGAAUUUGGAAAUAUUUUACACACUAAAAUGGUUGUGGUUUUAUGGAUGCAUCUCCUAUGUAGAUCGUUAUUCUAUAGCAAAUAGAAUUUAAAGGCAUUUUAUUAAAUCUUCAUUGUCAAAACCUUUAAUAAAAGUGGAAAUAUUUUGAAAUGCUCUUUUUCUUGAUGCCACUACAUUCACCUGUUCCUGAUUGUCCACAUUUCAUGAUAAAAUGAGAGCUCUGCAGAGAAUGUUACCCUUUUUGUUGUAAAUAUAAACAAGGGAAAGCUGUUUCUUCAAGUAGUAACUUUUUGUUAAGUUCUUUAGAAAGCAGUUGUCAAGCACUUAGUCAUCCCUAUUGUGAUAUUAGAUAAUACAGCUUUUCAGGAAGCUUAGAUUUGAAUUUAUGUUAAAAAACAAUUUAUGUUGAAAAACAAUUAAUAUUUCAUAUUCAUGGUGAAAAUUUCAACUAGCUUCUGAUCAAUUUUUAAUAAAAAAUUUCAAAUCGUGUUAACUUAAAAAAUAUAUAAUACUUAACUCAGUUUUUCUUGGUUUAUUGAAAUGUCCAUGUUAAUGUGAAAACAAUUAAUUUAGAAUUGUGAUUAAAGUGAGCAUUUGUCUACCGCUAUUGUAUACU